GUAUCGGUGCGGUGCGGUGAGAAGAACGCCCUCGCUCUCCCUCUUCCGAUCGCGCUGCAUAAAAGGGGCCCCGUCGCCGGUCUGCAGUAAGCGUUCCCCGAGCCGACUGCCAACGGACAGGGAGAGUCGCGCCAAGGGAGGAUGCAAGGGGUUUGUGGCUUCGACGGAGGCGUGGCGUCGCCUGAGUCGGUGUCUUCGGUCUCGAAGGCGGCGGUGGCUGCGACGGAGGGGGGAGAGGAGGAGGGUCUGGUGGUGGACGACGUCCACGGUGGAGCAGUGGGUGAGCGGGAGGAGGAGCGGGAGGUGGAAGUGUCGAACGGGGAGGAGCUGGAGCUGGGACUCACCUUGGGGGCGGCGAGGAAGGCGAAGGCUGCGCCGGCUCGGAGGGGGGCGUGUUGCCGCAUCCUGACGGCGAAGGACUUCCCCUCGCUGGCGGUCCGCGCGUCAAGAAGGUCCCACUCCGGUUCCCUCGCCUCGUCGUCCUCCGGCACCAACCGGGCCGGCGGGACGGCCGGGACUAAGCGCGCGGCAGAGUCCGUCUCCCCUGACGUUGGUGGUUCCCCCCAUCCUCCCAGUCAGAUGGUGGUUGGAUGGCCACCUAUCAGAGCAUUCAGGAUGAACAACUUGUUCACCCAUCCGAAAGACACCACCGCCCUCAAGAAGGCCGACGUCGACAGUGGUGUUGAUAGCACUAGUAAGACCGCGAGUGGCAGCAGGGAUCAGGAGGACAAAGGAUGUGCUACGAGGAGUUCGUUCUUUGUUAAAGUGAAAAUGGAUGGUGAUCCUAUUGGUAGGAAGGUGGAUCUCAGUGCCCAUCACUCUUAUGAAACUCUCGCGGUCGCGCUCGAGCUCAUGUUUCACAAACCCACCAUGGCCUUUGCCCUUGCGACCGCUGCCCAUGGAGCGAAGGUUUCAAAGUUGUUAGAUGCCUCUUCUGAGUUUGCUCUUACCUAUGAAGACAAGGAUGGUGACUGGAUGCUGGUUGGAGAUGUCCCCUGGGGAAUGUUUUUGGAAACAGUGAAGAGACUAAGGAUUAUGAGGACUUCAGAUGCAAAUGGGCUAAGUCAGCCAGUCCAUUUUGGAAAGUUGGAAUUAUACGCAACUCCAGGGAUUCUACUAUCCUUCAACACUGCCAGUGGAUCAAUAGGAAGCAGUCCUGCCUGACUUGUUGUGGACUUUGGAGUAUACAGAAAACAGAAGCUGAGAUCAAGUUUUCUUUCAAGUUUAAGACCAUUUGCCUCAUUUUGCCAGUUAAGAUCAGGUCUUGGAAAAUUGCCACUAAUGUUGGGUGGCUGAUUAGGUAGAUAAACAUGUUUAUGAAUUUUGUGUGGUGAUUCAUAGCUUUGACCACUGCAUGCUUGCUGUUAUGAUACUGUAAAUACUGAUUUUGUUCAGUUCAGGUUAAAAAGACUUGUUGCAAGUGUUCCUCAAAUAUCUAAUGGAUAGAUUAUUUUGCUGCUA
Messenger RNA from Musa acuminata subsp. malaccensis (wild Malaysian banana), 1461 nucleotides. RefSeq names its product auxin-responsive protein IAA10. NCBI's taxonomy places the organism in Eukaryota, Viridiplantae, Streptophyta, Magnoliopsida, Zingiberales, Musaceae. Gene Ontology annotation, cellular component: nucleus. Gene Ontology annotation, biological process: regulation of DNA-templated transcription. The record is from RefSeq and is a predicted model, not a curated record. Gene Ontology annotation, molecular function: protein binding.